Molecule: messenger RNA, 1356 nt
Organism: Trichobilharzia regenti
Lineage: Eukaryota; Metazoa; Platyhelminthes; Trematoda; Strigeidida; Schistosomatidae
Source: the annotation of a GenBank genome assembly
AUGGUCUUAGCUCAGCGUCAAAAAGAGGAGCUAAAUAGAGCUAUCGCUGACUACUUAUUUUCAAAUGGAUAUAACAAGGCGUUAGAUGCCUUUAGGGAAGAAUCGCAUUUGGCAGGAGAAAAUGAUAAGAAGUAUGAUGGCCUGUUGGAAAAAAAGUGGACGUCUGUCAUACGUCUUCAAAAAAAGGUAAUGGAUCUAGAGGCUAAACUUAACGAAGCUGAAAAAGAGUUUCAACUGAUGCAAAGCAGUAUCGGAUUCGGGAUAGCAGGUGCUGCACCUGGAAGUGGACUUGCAGACAGAGGGGAUCGGCGUGAUGUUGAUGCUAUCCCUAGGCCUCCAGCUAAAUUUACACUCACAGGCCAUCGUUCUCCAAUAACGCGUGUAUUGUUUCAUCCUCAUUACAACGUUUUUGUUUCAGCAAGUGAAGAUGCGUCAAUCAAAGUCUGGGAUUACGAAACUGGAGAAUUUGAACAUACUUUAAAAGGUCAUACAGACUCUGUUCAAGAUGUAGCAUUCGAUCCGACAGGGAAGCUCUUAGCUUCUUGUUCUGCUGAUAUGCAAGUAAAAUUAUGGGACUUUACAAUGUAUCAGUGCAUUAAAACACUAUCUGGUCAUGACCAUAAUGUUUCCAGUGUUGCUUUUCUGCCAUCUGGUGAUUUCUUGGUCAGUGCUAGUCGCGAUAAGACAAUCAAGAUGUGGGAAGUUUCUACAGGAUAUUGCAUAAAGACAUUCACUGGUCAUACUGAAUGGAUUCGAUCGGUUCGCCCUAGUCCAGAAGGCAACCUACUGGCAAGUUGUUCUAAUGAUCAAACUAUUCGAGUCUGGUCUGUAGAAUCACGAGAUUGUCAAGUAAUUCUUCGUGGUCACGAACAUGUUGUUGAAUGCAUCGCCUGGGCUUCUCAUCCUCAAAGCAUAUUAGCAAUAACUACUUCUACAUCUGGAAGUGGAGAUUCUGCAGAUGCCACCACGGAAGGAUUGGUCAUGUCCUCAGCAACAAAUGGAAUAUCUAAUGAUUCACACUCUUCGCCGCCUAGUAUGACUGCUGCCUUAUUACUUGUUUCUGGAUCACGAGACAGGACUAUCCGCUUUUGGGAUGUAAAUACUGGAGUGUGCUUAUUUGUUCUUAUUGGUCAUGACAAUUGGGUUAGACAACUUGUAUUUCACCCUCAUGGCAGACUAUUGUUAUCCGCUUCAGAUGAUAAAACAAUUCGAGUUUGGGAUUUAAAAAAUCGUCGGUGUCAUAAAACACUGAAUGCACAUUCACAUUUUGUCACUUCUUUAGAUAUUAAUCGUUUGGCUCCUUUCGCUGUAACUGGGAGUGUUGAUCAAACAAUUCAUAUAUGGGAUUGCCGGUAA